CGAACCUAUGAUUGUAUCUUUUCUGCAAAUAAUAAAUCUAAUAACAUAAACAUGAACAUUUGCUACUAAUAGCUGAAACCCAAGUUCAAAUAAAUGACUUGAUAUUUAAGUAAAGGAUUACGUACAUAAGUUAUCCUUGGGCAAUGCAUGCUAAGGCGAACACGUAUAUACAUAUACUAUGUCAAGUUAUUAUGAAGUGCUGCAUUCAUACAGGAAUGUAAAUUAUUAUCACGUGACCAUCCGAGUUAAAUAGACUGAAACGGAAAAGUGGUUUUCCAGUGUUAAAUCAACUAAGGAAUUUAGUGCAACGUUAACUUGAAAAGACAUCAAUGAUCUAAAAUAGUUAAUGAUUUUUUAUAUAAAAUAAAAAUACUUUUACAAAAUAUGCAAACGACAGUCAAUCUUCCUACAGGACAAUACAUGCCCAUUGUUGGAUAUGGAACUUGGCAGGCAGCUCCUGAAGAACUAGAAGUUGCUAUUAAUACUGCUUUAGAAGCUGGAUAUAGACACAUUGAUACAUCACCAGUCUAUAUGAAUGAAUAUGUAAUUGGAAAUGUUUUGAAGAAAUGGCUCGAUUCAGGCAAAAUAAAAAGAGAUGAUCUAUUCAUUGUAACAAAAUUACCACCAAGCGGAAAUAGACCUGCAGGAGUAGAAAAGCAUUUGAAAAAAUCUCUCAGAAACUUACAAAUAAACUAUUUAGAUCUUUAUUUAAUCCAUACUCCCUUUGCAUUUAUUGAUGUGGAAAAUAACUUUCAACCAAAAGAUGAGAAUGGUCAUUUAUUAAUUGACUCGAGUACUGAUCAUUUAGCUGUGUGGAGAGAAAUGGAAAGAAUGGUUAUAAAUGGAUUAACCAAGGCAAUUGGAAUAUCUAACUUUAAUUUGAAACAAAUUGAAAAUAUAGUUAAUAUAGCGAAAAUUCCAAUCUCAAUGUUACAAAUUGAAUUGCAUUUGUAUUUUCAACAACAAGAAACGGUGCAAUAUUGUAAAAAUAAAGGAAUUCCUAUAACUGCCUAUUCACCUCUGGGAUCAAGAGGUUUAGUAAAACUUUUAUGUAAAUCUGACACUCUUCCAAAUUUAUUAGAAAAUCCAACUGUAUUAAAAUUAUCUAAAAAAUAUAAUAAAACUCCAGCACAAAUUGCAUUAAAAUAUAUUAUUGAAAAAAGUAUUGCUGUGAUUCCAAAAAGUAUAAAUCAGCAACGUAUUAAAGAUAACAUUCGAUUAUUUGAUUGGAAGCUUGAUAGUGAAGAUGUACUAGCCUUAAGUAAGUUGGAUCAAGGACCUAAAGGACGUAUUUGUGAUUUUGAAUUUCUAUGUGGAGUAAAAAAUCACCCAGAAUUUCCAUUCUAAUAUGUCGUAAAUAU
Ceratosolen solmsi marchali is the source of this 1361-nucleotide messenger RNA. RefSeq names its product alcohol dehydrogenase [NADP(+)]. Lineage: Eukaryota; Metazoa; Arthropoda; Insecta; Hymenoptera; Agaonidae. Bases 385 to 1347 code for a protein of 320 amino acids. The record is from RefSeq and is a predicted model, not a curated record. Gene Ontology annotation, molecular function: oxidoreductase activity. The transcript has 4 exons.